ACUUCGGGUAGCCUCAGAAGGAUCUGACAGCCGUUGUCUCUGAAGCUUAUUUACAGUACGUACUUAGAGGGCGUUUCUGCGACGAUGGCUACCGCGGCCGCGCCAGACAGCCGGCCGGGCGCCAAGGCGAUCAGGAGGUUCCGGUGCGCCGUCAUGGUAACCGGCCUGGCGAAGAGCUGGCAGACCUGGGCCACCAAGAACUCGGAGAGACAGGAGUCCGUUCCCGCCGGGUGGGUCCCCGACUCGGUCCAGGAGGACGUGAAUAAAGAGAAGAGGGUGCGCAGCGAGGUGAAGCAUGCGGUCAAGGCCCGGGCGGUGGAGGCCGACGGCGGGGAGGACGGGUGCGGGAUCAGGACGGGCGCGGUCACCAGGACCGUGGAGCCCGUCCGGAGCGCCUGCGCCAGCGGCGUGGUCGGCGCCGUCAAGGAGAAGAUCGACGGCGGCCAUCUUGGCUCGGAGGAAGUGAAGCCCUUCCUGGGCGGGGAGUCGCCCACCAGGCGGCGGCACUGCUCCUCCAAGGCCAGCGGGGGGCUGAGGGCCUGGGCGCAGCUGGGGAAGGAGGUGCGGAGGAUGGGCUCCCGCAGCAGCAGCCUGGACACCGAGGACAGCGGGCUGGGGGAGGAGGCCGGGCUCAGCGACAACAGCGAGGAGCAGGAGAGUCCCCGCAAGAGCAGGCCCAAGAUCCGCGUGAGCUCCAUGGGGGACCUGAAGGCCAAGUGGGCCCAGUGGUCCCAGCAGCACAUCGACGGACAAAAACUCAACCCCUUCAGCGAGGAGUUCGACUACGACCUCGCCAUGUCCCAGCGCCUCCAGAAGGGCGACGAGGGCUACGGCAAGCCCAAGGAGGGCACCAAAACGGCCGAGCGGGGCGAGAGGGCCCAGAGGCACAUCCGCAGGGAGAUGGACGACAUGUGCUACAUCAUCCGGGACAUGGGCCGCGUGGGCGAGGACGGCAGGAUCUGCAUGACCUUCGGGAGGCUCUUCGGCCGCUACGUGAAGAUCUCCGACAAGGUGGUGGGCAUCCUCCUACGCUGCAGGAAGCACGGGAUGCUGGACUUCCCCGGCGAGAUGCUGUGGCAGGGGCAGGACGACGACAUCAUCAUCACCCUCCUGGACUGACAGGGGAUCCCAUCCGGGAAGAGGCACCUCUGGGCCGCCUGGCUUCCUUGGCUCAGCCCCAGGGGGGGACUACGAAUAGAUUUACUCCAAAACACUCUCUGCUCUCUCGAUGCUAUCACUGCCAAAUAUCGCCCCACUUUGUUUCUAAGUCAGCCUUCCAAGGCUUAAUUUGGCUGCCGAUUUGAAAUAAAAUGUUACAAGAACCAGCAGAGACUGCAGCUCUCCAGGACUGGAGUCUGAGACCCCCAAAAGGGAGUGGGAAAGGAAAUGUACGCUUAAGUACGCAAUAAAUGCACAUACAUUUGAUAUGAUAUGAAUUACACUCCCUCUGCAGGAGGGCUGCAGGAUUAUAUGAACAUGAGUGAAUGACUGAAAGAAUGAAUGAACGAAUGAACAAACGAAAGAAUGAAUGAUUAUUAAUUGUAUAUUCAUGCUGUAACAACAGCAGUGUGGUUAAGUUAUGGACGUGUGCUUGUAAAUCGAAAGGCGUGAGUUUGAUCCUGGCUGGAACAAUGCUGUCGUACCCUUGGGCAAGUACUCAACGUGAAUUGCUUCAGUAAAAUAUCCAGCAGUUUCAAUGGUUUGUAUGCAACAAAAUGUAAUCGGUUGUUGCUCUAGAUAAGUGUAUUUGUGCAUACAGUAGUGCAAAUACAUAAAACAGUGAUUGAGGUUUUUAAUGUAUAUCUUAUUGUACGCUCUAAUUUAAGUGAAGAAUUGGCUAUAGGAUUGUGCUAUCCAGAGCUGGUUGCUUGAUGUGAAAAUUUCUUUCAAAAUGAAAGCAUACGAGCCUUCUUACAGAAGGGCACUUGGCAUUUUGUAAAGUGUAACAUUGUUAUUUAUGAAUAAAUAUCUUUUUUCUCA
Messenger RNA from Conger conger (European conger), 1980 nucleotides. RefSeq names its product actin binding Rho activating protein a (gene abraa). The transcript is spliced from 2 exons. Gene Ontology annotation, molecular function: actin binding. The record is from RefSeq and is a predicted model, not a curated record. Gene Ontology annotation, biological process: positive regulation of transcription by RNA polymerase II; positive regulation of Rho protein signal transduction. Gene Ontology annotation, cellular component: sarcomere. Lineage: Eukaryota; Metazoa; Chordata; Actinopteri; Anguilliformes; Congridae. Bases 85 to 1119 code for a protein of 344 amino acids.